AUGGAUAUUGUUCGGCUUCUAAAAUUUGGAGCCAAGAUGCAGAUUUUUGUGAAAACCCUAACGGGUAAGACCAUCACUCUUGAGGUCGAACCUUCUGACACUAUCGAAAAUGUCAAAGCUAAGAUCCAAGACAAGGAGGGAAUUCCCCCAGACCAGCAGAGAUUGAUCUUUGCCGGCAAGCAACUUGAAGAUGGUAGGACCCUUUCCGAUUACAACAUCCAGAAGGAAUCUACACUUCACCUUGUGCUAAGACUGCGCGGUGGAGCUAAGAAACGCAAGAAGAAGAAUUACUCCACCCCCAAGAAGAUCAAGCACAAGAAGAAGAAGGUCAAACUAGCAGUACUCAGGUUUUACAAGGUGGACGAGAAUGGCAAGAUUCACCGUCUGCGCAGAGAGUGCACCGGGGAGCAGUGUGGGGCUGGUGUCUUCAUGGCUGUCAUGGAGGACCGACACUACUGCGGGAAGUGCCACUCCACCAUGGUCUUCAAAGAUGAUGAUAAA
Molecule: messenger RNA, 501 nt
Organism: Brenthis ino (lesser marbled fritillary)
Lineage: Eukaryota; Metazoa; Arthropoda; Insecta; Lepidoptera; Nymphalidae
Source: the annotation of a GenBank genome assembly